Suillus subalutaceus is the source of this 2161-nucleotide messenger RNA. RefSeq lists its product as uncharacterized. The record is from RefSeq and is a predicted model, not a curated record. The transcript has 6 exons. The coding region runs from base 286 to 1962 and encodes 558 amino acids. Lineage: Eukaryota; Fungi; Basidiomycota; Agaricomycetes; Boletales; Suillaceae.
CGCUUGCCCUGUUUUAAUGCCUAUAGCCUGAUAAAUACCGCACCAUGCUACAUACCGUGUUUCCAUCACAAAGUCACAUCAUACACCAGAUGCUAUGGUCAUAAGUGAAAUACAUUUAAUUAAUCUGUGUGUCAAUGAUGCGCACAUGUGCCGGUCGUUCUCCGUUCCAACAGGUCUCUUUUAUUCUUGCAUCCCCAGAACGAUCUCCCCUCAGUUUCUGAGUCCAAAGACUGAGUUCUCCUUUCGUUUCUAGUCUGAGCCUCUCUUCAUUAGAGACUGGCCUUCAUGUCUCUGCCUCCCAUGGCAGCUUCUUCCAAACCGACAGAUGAAAGUUCGCAUUCAUAUGACACCCCCCCGAAUGACCAGGACUUUGACUGGAUGAUAUCUGAUGCGAUGUCCACUGCUGAUACUAGAACUGAUUUCUACGACCGCAGUCUGACGAGUCGCAGAUAUGCCCUUGUCGGAGUGGCAUGCUCAAGUAUCUUCAGCUGCUUAUGCAUCGUUGCAGGCAUCAUCACUUUAGCUAAUCACGGAAUCUCGACAGUAGCUGUGGUCAACCUGAUCAAUCCUGACAAGUAUGUUCAGUUGUUCCUGCAGGAGGAGAUGGUGCCUCUGGCAUUUAACUUAAUCGUCACGUUAUGCACCGAGUCCAUAGGGUUCAUACACGGCAUCUCAUUGCGCUCCGCGCUAGCCUCAGAAUCUCGGCUUCGUUUCAACACCAAUCUGCGCCUUCUGGCCGCAGCUCGUGGAUGGUAUAAUCCUAACGGCACCCUGCUGAACAGCAUCUCGGCUGCCCUCCUCAUUAUAUCCUACAGCUUGGCCUCAUUCGUUGUAUGUUCCGACUUUCAAAUACUAAUGGCACCCAUAGAGGUGGAGGGUAUCAGUAUUGCCAUCGCAGGCUUACCUCUCCUCAUUUUGGGCGUCGUACUCCUCCUCCAGGUGAUGAUCGCAUUGUCAGGGAUGCGUGCUGUCAAAAUAUUGACGUGGAGCUCCUCACCUUUCAACUUGACCGCCGCACUGGUCCACCACACGCAAUUGAACCCUGCUACUUUGCGGUGCAUGCAUUGUGUGUCUGACCUAGACACGUAUGGAGGUCCAGCGAGGCCAUCAGACAUGCAGCCCUCUUCGUGGCAUGCCCACCCUAGCAUCCGGAAAGUUGUGAUUUCUCUUUGGGUGAUCGUUGCAGCAUACGCUGGAUGGGCCACACUCGUCAUGUAUAUCUGGGACAGGUUUCAUCAUCCCGACUCGGCAGAAGUGUUGGGGUCCGGCAGUGCUCUGACCCUACAAACGUGGUCGUUCUUACCCAAUGGGGUCGAGGACAGUUUCAUCGAGUAUAGAUUAUGGGGUAGCAAUCUUGAGGUGUGGACUCUGCUCUUUGUCAACAUGGCAGUUGUCCAGGGACCGUUAACACUUGGGUUGCAUUGCUCGGAGCUCAUUGCGAAUGUCAUUCGAGACGAAAGACAGUGGAGAUGCGCUACUGGAAGGAAGGGACUUAGAACGGCGACGAACCCGGUAAAGACAAUUUUCAUCCAUCCAAUCUGUCUCGUACUUUUCGCCGCAAAGCCUUUCCUGCACUGGAUGUUUGGGCUUUCAUUCACCGCAGUUAACCCCGCCAUUGACGGGGAACUAGUAGAAGGAGGAUUGACGGUAAUCAUUCACACUGCCCAGAUCUGGAACUUAUGCAUAGCGCUGUUUAUAUUUGCCUCACUCUUCACUUUUGUCGCACUGCGCCGACCGCGCGGUCCCCAGCCUGCUGCAUACGGCCACCUCCAGACGCUCGCCAACCUCGUGGACGAGUGGUCGCCUGUGAUGUGGUGGGGACACAAGAAGGAUGGAAUCCCGUACUGUCAUGCUGGGACAAGCGAUGAGGGUCCGCUGCCGGAUGUGAAGAUGGACUGUGUUUAUGCUGGUUCCGGUGCUGAGCCUCUGGUACCCCCCUCGUUAGCUUGCUUUGCUUUUUAAAGGGCAUCUCUUUUUAUACAGAGUUACAUCCACGUCAGGCUGGCGAUGCAUUCACGGUGCACACAACCAGCCAUGCCGCUGAGCCAGACAUACACUGUUUUUCUGCUGUCUGCUGUGUUGUUAUUCAUCUUGACUUGCAAUAUUAUAUUUUAGACUGUUCCCCGAAGUGCGCACUAUAACCUAGGAUUCAAAUGUUUAG